AUUUAAUUUACCUGUAUUAUGCCAGCUAUAAGUAUUACACGGUCAUUUAUAACGAAACCAUAAAGGAAGUGUGCGGCUUGGACUAGGAGGGACGUCAAAUGAAGAAUGCCGCACUAGAACUGAUGAUAUCCUGAACAUUGUGAUGAGUUUUCAACAUGGCUAUGGCUAACCAAUUAAGACAUAAACUGUGCAGCGUGGUGAGCGUGGCGGCCGUGCUGCUGGUGCUGUACAACGCGGCGGCGCACGUGUGGCUGCAGCGCGACGCCGCGUGCGUGCCCGCGCCGCCGCCGCCGCCGCCCCCCAGCUGCGAGCCGUGCGCGCAGCCGCCGCGCGCCGCGCCGCCCGCCGACCCGCUGGCCGCGCUCGACAUGCGCCUCGGCCGCUGGGACGGCGCGCGCGCCUACCGCCUGUUCGACUACGCGGCCGUCGGCUCGCGCUACGCCUCGCUGGGCGGCUCGCGGCGCGUGUGCCUCGCCACGCAGAGCUCGGUGGAGCGGCUGCACGAGCUGCUGGCGCUGGCGGCGCACUGGUCCGGCCCGCUGUCCGUGGCCGUGUUCGUGACGGGCGACGAGCUGCGCGCGCUGCGCGGCUUCGCGGCGUGGCUGCUGCGCUGCCGGCCCGCCGUGUGGGCGCGCCUGGCGCUGCACGUGGGCACGCCGGGCGCGCGGCCGGGCGCGGCGGGCGGCGCGCUGCCGGGCUGGGCGCGGGACUGCGCGCAGCCGCCGCCCGCGCCGCGCCGCCGCGCCGACACCGUGGCGUGGCGCGCGACGCACCCCUACCCGCAGAACCACCUGCGCAACCUGGCGCGCAAGAACUGCCACGGCUCGCACGUGCUGCUGCUGGACAUCGACGUGGUGCCGUCGCGCGGGCUGGCGCCGGCGCUGGAGCGGUUCCUGCGCGCCGCGCCGCGCUGCCCGCUGUGCGUGUACGUGGUGCCCACCUACGAGCUGGACCGCCGCGUGCGCGCCUUCCCGAGCGACAAGGCGGAGCUGGUGCGCCUCUCGCGCAAGAAGCUCGCCGUUCCCUUCCACAAGAAGAGCUUUUCUUUGAGCCAGCGUGCUUCAAAUUUCUCUCGAUGGGAGGCAUCGGGAGGCAAUGAAAGUGCGGAGACGCACGUGAGCCACAACGUGACCAACUUCGAGUUGUUCUACGAGCCGUUCUACCUGGCGCCGGACAGCGUGCCCGCGCACGACGAGCGCUUCCUGGGAUAUGGGUUCACCAGGAACACACAGACGUACGAGAUGUUCCUCUCGGGCUACCAGUUCCAGGUUCUAUCCCCGGUGUUCACAGCGCACUGGGGCAUCCGGCAGGCCGACCAGAUCCCGUGGUGGCGCAGGAAGGAGAUCGCCGUCAACUGGAAGCUAUUCAAGACCUUCAAGCGAGAACUCUUCGCCAGGCAUGGGAAGGAACUCAUCGAGAAUUUCCAAGAUGCUGUAACACAUGGCCUUGAUUAUAGGAAUACCAGUGUGGGAAUGGGUAACUUCAGCGUUUCAAUGAAGUGAGAUAGGAGCUAAAACGUAGUGGUUCUAUGUACCUACCUCGAUUAACAAUAUAUUUAAGAUGUAAGUACCUAAAUAACUAGAUUAAAAUAUAUUUACUUAUUAAUAUGAUUGGUUUUUUGUACUUAUAAUAAGUAAAUAAAUCAUCU
Molecule: messenger RNA, 1648 nt
Organism: Plutella xylostella (diamondback moth)
Lineage: Eukaryota; Metazoa; Arthropoda; Insecta; Lepidoptera; Plutellidae
Product: beta-1,4-glucuronyltransferase 1
Biological process (GO): protein O-linked glycosylation via mannose
Cellular component (GO): Golgi apparatus
Molecular function (GO): glucuronosyltransferase activity
Source: RefSeq, a predicted model, not a curated record